This is a messenger RNA of Sorex araneus (European shrew), 1953 nucleotides long. RefSeq names its product NUT family member 2G-like. The transcript is spliced from 8 exons. Lineage: Eukaryota; Metazoa; Chordata; Mammalia; Eulipotyphla; Soricidae. The record is from RefSeq and is a predicted model, not a curated record. Bases 1 to 1953 code for a protein of 650 amino acids.
AUGGCGUCAGAAGGAGCGUCUCCGGUACUGACCCCAGAAAUGGCCAUGAACCUGGGGGUCUCUGGCUCUGCCUUCAGGGCCUUCUUGCCCUUCCUCAAUCCAGGGCUCUCCCCGCCACCACCCUGGGAGCCGAUCCAGAUGCCCCCUCUGGUGACCUCGGCCAUCGCUCCCGGCAACCCUCUGGUGCUGUCACCUUUCCCCAUGAUGUCCUGGGUAGCAGAAGCAGCUGGCCAUGGCCCCCGCGACCCUGGGCCUUGCAUGGUCAUCGUCCAGGUCCGUUCUGAAGUGAGGAUUCUGGACUCAGCCCAGAACAAGUUGGUCACCCAGACACAGGUUCCACUCAACGGCGGUUCCUCAGAGGCCCCAUCCGCGGGGGCGGGAAACCCUGCACCCCUCUGCUCGACACCCUCUGGGCCGAGGACUGUUGUGCCCACCCCAGCUACUGGCGUCACCCAGGCUGGCACGGGAGACCCCCUUCCUCACGCCCCACCACCAGGGGCCCAGAUGGCCCCCGUCGUCCUCCCACCCAGCGGAGGGCCACAGCCCCGGGGGUACUGUGGGGACAGAGGUCCAGGCCCUGCCUGGCGCCAGGCCCCUCCUGCCGACUCCUGCAGCCCCAGGAGCGUCUAUGAGAACUUCCAGCGCUGGAAGCUCUUUAAGGCCCUGACCCGGAGGUACCUUCCCAGGACUCCGGACACCAAAGCCCUGUCCUGCUUCCUCAUCCCGGUGCUGCACACGCUGGCCCGCCUGAAGCCCACCAUGAGUCUGGAGGAAGGCCUGCGCCGGGCACUGCGGGAGUGGCGGGGCAAGAGCAACUUUGACCGCAUGAUCUACUACGACAUGGCGGCCAAGUUCAUGGAGUUUGAGGCAGAGGAGGAGAUGGAGGCGCAGAAGCUGCAGUGCAUGAACGGGGUGCAGGGCCUGCCGCCCCCCACCCCGCCACGGCCUGAGCCUCAGGGGGCUCCCGGCCCACCGCUGGGCCAGCAGCCAGCCUACGUCCCUACUGAGGACAGCCUCUGUGCCCAGGAAGCUCACCCCAACCCACACAAACUACAGCCGCACCCCAAGACCAAAGCUUCAAUAGAGAUCCCCCCUGAGGCCGUGCAGGAGUACAUGGACAUCAUGGACGAGCUGCUCAAGGCCCCCGGCACAGGCUGGGGGGCGCCCCUCGGCCAGCGUGCAGCGGGCAGGAAGGAGCAGCAGGGGGAGACCGGGACCUGCCCUGAGCCGGGGCUCCUGAGCUACGUGGACGAGCUGUGCUCCCAGGAGGCCUUUGUCAGCAAGGUCGAGGCUGUCAUUCAUCCCGGCUUCCUGGCUCACCUGCUCUCCCCAGAGUCCCAGCUGGAUCUCCUGGCCCUGGCUGAGGAGCUGGAAGAGGAGGAAGGACUCACCCCCACACAGCUUGUGGAAAAGCGUCUGCAGGCCUCGCAGGACAAGGUGGCCAUGAAGGCUCGUCCCCAACACCAGCGGGACGGCCAGGGGCAGCGCCGCCAGUCCCGGGGGCCGGGCAGCUCGGGCCUGGGCAGCGGGAACCGGACAGCGGAGCGCGGGGAGCGGCAGUGCGGGAAGAGGCGGAGGGGAUGUGGGGGCCACAGGCCCCUGCCCGCAGCGGCCCCGGACCCCGGCCCGGACACCAGCCUCGUGCCCAGGGCGGUCCCGGGGUCCCGCCUCCCCGCCCCGUCGCGGGGGCCGCGGGGCGUGGCCGGGCCUGGCCGGUGCCCCAACCACGUGACGCGGUGGCCGGUCCCGCCCGAGGACGGGCCCAAGAGGAGACAGGAGGAGGUGGCCGGGCCAGCCCACUGCCGGCUGCGCCCCGCCCGCGCCCGUCUGCCCACCCGCCCCGGGCGCCCCCGUCCUGCUGGGCCGCCGGCUGCGGGGGCGGGACUUCCUGCUGGCCCCUCCGCGCCCGGGGCCAGAGCGGCCACAGCCCUGGCCCCGACCCCUGACCUCUGA